Messenger RNA from Prunus dulcis (almond), 3809 nucleotides. Its product is annotated as COP1-interacting protein 7-like. The record is from RefSeq and is a predicted model, not a curated record. The transcript is spliced from 9 exons. NCBI's taxonomy places the organism in Eukaryota, Viridiplantae, Streptophyta, Magnoliopsida, Rosales, Rosaceae. Bases 255 to 3401 code for a protein of 1048 amino acids.
AAAGUGGCUGUAACGCAAUCAAGGCGGUGGCUUUUAGCUUUCUCUGUAGUCUUAAAUUAGUGUAGAGGAGACUAGAGAGAGUAGAAGUAGCCGUGGCUGAUAUUAUACUGAGACGACUUUGCUUGUUUCUUCUCACACGCUCCUUCUUCUUCUUCCUACAUUUCGCCAUUUGAGCUCUCUCACUCACUCACUCACUCGCACUGGCAGAUCUCUCAGGCUAAGGUUGCUUUGCUUCUGUUGUUAGCGCUUUGAAAAUGGAGGCUGAAAUAGAUGCCGAUACACCUUUAGACUACGCUGAAUUUCAGAUUUUUCCAUCCCAGAACAGGUAUGAGGCGCUUGUUUCCAGUGAUGGAGAAGUAGAAAAGUUAGCAGGCGGGCCACUAGAACCACUGUUGCCUCAUUUACCAGAACUAAAUGAAUUGUACUGUAAGGGGUCAAAUGCUAACCUCAAACUUCAAGUUCCGGAAAGCCUUCAUGGUGCAGCCUGGUUCACGAAAUCAACUUUAACCAGAUUCCUGCAAAUUGCUGGUUCACCAGACGUAAUGCAUACCAUUACUGCUAUUGAAAAUGAAAUAUCUCAACUGGAAGAAGCCAAAAAGUUUCAUGUUUCUUUAUAUGGCCAGUCUGAAGUUGAGAUUGCAUCACCAGAUGCUUCAAAGAACGAACUUUUGCGGGCUUUGGACUUGAGGCUCACAGCAUUGAAAAAGGAAUUAACUGGAGCCAUUAUCAAGGCUUCUCAUGCUUCCUGCUCCUCUAAAGAGAUCACAAAUUUAGCAGACUUUUCUCAACAUUUUGGAACAAGAGAUUUCAGGAAUUCUCUGUGCAAGUUUUUAGAACAGUUUCAAGAAAGCAAGAGUUGUGAUCCUCCAAAUGAUGACAAGUUGUCCUCUACAUGCCAUUUUAGAAACGGCGAUGUUGAUGGUACGGAUGGGCGUGCUCAGAUAUCAAAACCAAUACAUUCCGCUACACCAGUAAAAUAUAGUGUUUCACCUGCAAAAGCUGCCCAGGUUGAGCGACAGAGUUCAACAGAAAGCGGGGAGUCUUCUGAAUCAAGUGAUGAUGACCAAACAUCUGCAGAAAGAAGUCGGAGUCUUAUGAGAAGUGCAACACCAAGAAGGUCAGCAUCUCCAAUGAGGAGGAUUCAAAUAGGGAGAACUGGAUCUCGCAGGGCUGCUGCAUUGACCAUUAAGAGCCUCAAUUAUUAUCCUUCUCGGGAAAAACCUUUUUCUAAUGAAGAGGGUGAAUCUGAACACUCAAAUAAGAAAACUGAGUAUAAUGCACGAAGGAUGAGUGUUCAAGAUGCAAUAAGUCUUUUCGAAAGCAAACAAAGGGAUCAAUCUGCAGAUGCUCAAAAAAGGAGCUCGUUAACAAAUAUCUCUUUGAGUACAAAUAAAUCCGUAUUGAGAAGAUGGAGUUCUGGUUUGGGGGAGGCUUCCUCUCAAUGCCAAUCAGAAAUUGUCUCUGAAGACUGCGCUCCAGUGACUCACAGCAAUGUAGCAAAUGGGGAGACUCCAACAUGUUCAGAAGAAGUGAAAUCAGAGUCUGAUCUUUUACCCACGGGUGAAAGUACUAUUCAAACUCCUAAACUUGAUGGUAACAAAGAAAGGUUUGAGAAAAAUUCUUCUAGUCCAAUUGAUGCUCAAGACAGUAACGUAACUCAGGGAGAGAAAAGUAUUCAAAAAUCAACAGCAUCAAUUGAAUGGAGCCGAGAAAGAGAAGCAGAGUUGAACCAGAUGCUGAUGAAAAUGAUGGAACGUAAGCCUUCUAAGUCUACAAAGCCUCAAGCUAGCAGAAAUCAAAGUGUUCCUUCUGAGCAGAGAGGUGGCUUUUAUGACCACUACAAGGAGAAGAGAGAUGAGAAACUACGAGGAGAGAAUUCUAGAAAGCGAGCAGAGAAAGAAGCACAAAUCAAAGCCAUGCAGCGAAUUCUUGAUGAAAGGAAAGCUGAAAUGUCGUCUAAAAAGGCGAAUGAUACUGAUAAGAAACGUGCUACGCAGAAGCCCCAAAAACCACUUGGAAAAUUAUCUCAACCUGCAAACCUCAAAAAGGAAACUUCAAAACCUUCUGUUACAAAGAAGGCUUCGCCUAGAACAUCACCCUUGCCUGCUACACGCAAGUCGUGGCCAUCGACACCAACACCAAGAGCCACAGGGGCAUCACCAGCUAAAACUCCUGUUGGGGUUUCUUCUGCCAGCACUACCCCAACUCGCCAAAAACCCAAGCCAACACCGCCCACCUCAAAAGUGGAAAGAUCGCAGCCGCGACAGAGGAAUGUGAAGGAUUCCUUGAUUACUCACGACAGGAGCUUGAAGGGAGUGAAUGAGAAGCAGCAGCAAGCAGUGAAAAAGAAUGCUAAAACAACAAAACCUAAAGUGGUGACAACCUCUGGUGAUUUUUCUGAUAUAAUUCCAGCAAAACACAACAAGGCCACCAAGAAAAGCAGUGUAGUGCCGGUGGAAUCGAAACCAUUUCUUCGCAAAGGUUCUAGAACUAGCCCUGGUGUCGGUCCUGUUGUUAACAAGACGAAAAGUUCUUCUCAAUCAGAGGAAUCUUUGAGAAACAGCAGAAAUCUGAUUGAAACUCAAGAAGUUGAGGUAAUUGGUAGUGCUUCUGGCCCUGUGACUGCUAGUCAGCCUGAAGAGCCAGAUAUUAUGCCAGUCAAUUUUUCAAAUGAUGCUGUAGAAUCAGAAGCUCUGAUAAAUGAUAACCUGACGUGCAGUGAGACACAGCAUAUUGACCCAGUUUCUGCUGAUGGUAAUGAUGACUUAAAAUAUGUUGCAGAAUCCUCAUUGCAAAUUCAAGCUGAAGAAGAAUCAACUAUCUCCCCAAGUGCGUGGGUAGAAAUAGAGGAGCAUCAGCCCAUUUCCCCAUGUAACGACAGCUCAUCUCAACUUACCACUUCAACUAAUGUUGCACCAGCUGGAUUGUCAAGUCCUCGUGUCCGUCAUUCUUUGUCCCAGAUGCUGCAAGAAGAAAGUAAUGAACCAGAUACUAUUGAGUGGGGAAAUGCUGAAAAUCCUCCGUCCAUUGUGUUCCAGAAGGAUGCACCAAAAGGACUGAAGAGGCUCUUAAAGUUUGCUCGGAAGAGCAAAGGAGAUGGAAAUACCGCUGGUUGGUCUAGCCCAUCAGUUUUCUCUGAAGGAGAAGAUGAUGCUGACAGUAUACUCAGAAAAGCUUCGCUUAAUGCCAGGAACUAUGGGCAGCAGAAGACUUCCUUAGGCGAAGGUUAUGAUGCCCGUGAACUAUACUCUGCUCAAUCAAAUAUUAGCAAAUUCGAUGGCCAGAGUUGUUCACACAAGUUGCAAGAGAGCCGCGACGCACCUGCGACUAAAGCAACAAGGUCAUUCUUCUCUCUUUCAGCGUUUAGAGGCAGCAAACCGAAUGAGAUGAAGUUUCGCUAAUGCUAGAGAGCUGGAGCCAGAUAUGGCAAAAUUUUCUACUCCUCCGUCACUGUGGUUGUAGCAUGUAUUCAUUCUUCCACAUGCAGAGACGAGGGGUCAUCCCAAUUCUUCUGGCAUUUAUUGUUUCUUUCUUCAUUGUAAUAUUUUGUUGAUGGGUCUUUUCUUUUGUACAUUCAAUAUGCCCUGUUCUGCUCAGAGAUUUAAGCAUACCCUUGUGAAGUUUGUUAACCACUAUGCUUAGGAUGUGAGGCAAUUUCAGGUUGGUAUAUGUGUAGUCAAUUUCAUUUAUUCUAGGAACAAAGUUGCUUCAUAUAUUAUAUCCAAUUUUAAAUCUGUAAACUUUGCGUAUAUUUUGCAUCAAUAUGAAUGCUUUGUGACAGAGUGGAUACCUGUCUUUUCAGCAUUAAA